AUGAGCAAUGAUACAAGUGUCAAUGAUACAGCAUGGGACUCAUUUUCAUUUUUAGAUCUUACAAGAUUUGUCAUACAUAUUUUGAAUAGCAACAAAACACUUGAUAAAUAUUUCUAUUCACUUUCAUCGAUGAUGUACAAAUGUUCAUUCAAUAAUAUGCCAUGUUCAAUAAAUGAUUUCGUUCCUUUUACAUCAUUCCUUUACGGUGCCUGUUAUACAUUCAAUGCAGCAUUGAAAAAUAAUACCAAUCGAAAUAUACUUUAUGCCAACGAAUAUGGUGGUGAUGGAAAGCUCUCUAUAGGUCUUUACAUACAUAGUCAUCAAUAUGUGCCCCUUCUACCUAGCGGGUUUGGUGCCAUAGCUCUAGUUCACGAUAAUACACAAUUACCAAAUAUUGAAGCAGCUGGUAUUGAAUUAACACCAGGACAAAGACACAAACUUGGAUAUAAAAAGAAAACAACUUACUUAUUAUCUUCACCCUAUACAACAUGCACUAAAAAAAUAUCUCCAAAUAUACAAGCCAUGUUUGAAUAUUACAAUAAUGCUAAUUAUGGCUAUUCUGAAAUGCUAUGUUAUCAACUUUGUGGACAGGAAAACAUUGGUGAACUUUUAAUUUCAUCUUCUCUUAUGAAAAGUUAUUGUUCAGAAUGUUUACAAGAAUGUGCAAUAGAAAAUUUUAUUAUACAAACUUCUUCACUAUCACAACCAGGUGAAUGGGAAAUGGAAAAAAUUAAACAGUUUGUUGAAAAUUCCACGAUUCCAUUAGCGACGAAUUGGUCUAGUACAUGGCAAGACGAAAUUCGUAAAAAUUAUCUUACUAUCAAUGUUGUACGCGAAACAAGUGUUGUCGAAAAUAGUACACAAUCAGCGACCAUCGGGAAAUGA
Rotaria sordida is the source of this 885-nucleotide messenger RNA. The record is from the annotation of a GenBank genome assembly. NCBI's taxonomy places the organism in Eukaryota, Metazoa, Rotifera, Eurotatoria, Philodinida, Philodinidae.